This is a messenger RNA of Labeo rohita (rohu), 2470 nucleotides long. It is a transcript of the gene vash1, whose product is annotated as vasohibin 1. Gene Ontology annotation, biological process: regulation of angiogenesis. Lineage: Eukaryota; Metazoa; Chordata; Actinopteri; Cypriniformes; Cyprinidae. Gene Ontology annotation, cellular component: cytoplasm. The record is from RefSeq and is a predicted model, not a curated record. The coding region runs from base 699 to 1826 and encodes 375 amino acids. The transcript has 7 exons.
ACGAGUCGUUCACGAAUCGGGCAUCGCAAUCAGCGUCGUGUAACGGGAUCUGGGAACCGGCAGGGCGAUGCCUCGGACCGUACACCGAAACAAAACGAAGCAGAACACGGAAAACGACUGUCCUGCGUCGUGCCGUGUUUAGUUCGGUGACAGAAAGCGAGCGCGGACGGACGGCGGUCCGGUGACGUCAAAGGAGCGUCUGUCCUCGCAUUGUCUGUAAUGCUGCUCAUUUUCAUCACACUGACCUGUGUUUAAACGCGUCCACGUGACUUCUGUGUUCUCCGCGGUCGCUUGCUACAUUUAAAUCUUUGAUCAAAGAUGAAAGGCUGUUUGUUUGUCAUCUAGCACGGCUGGUUUCUGUGUAAAACAGAUGGGAGUGAGUCCGGCGUUACUGUAAGCAUCAGCUGUAAUCAGAGUCUUCUUAACCUCUGACUUUAUAAUGGGAUUCCUGCUCUGAACAACAAAAGGUUUCAUAUUUGUAUUUGAAUCACAUACUGUCUGAACUAGUAUGCUGGUUGAUAUAUGUUGACAGAGUUUUGGCUGGGGGUCAGAUUGUGUUCGGACACCCCAGCCAUCCCGCUGAGGGCCGUCGCCGUGGACCCAGAGGUCAGAAGGUUUCCAGGGGCCCACGGCAAUUUCUAAACUGUGCUUUUAAGAAGGUCCUAGCCACGGCCGGAUUGUGAGCCGCUGUGGCGUCCAUGCCGGUGUCCUGCUGCGGGACGGUCCAUCACGGCUCCUCUCCGAGGAGAAUCAUCCACAAGAAGCCGGGAAUCAGGACUUGUCUGAGUCAGCCGUGCCCUUCCGUCGGGCUGAAAAUGCUGCGGACCGCUUUCAGUUUGGAGGGAGUCGAGGAGCGGGACGAGGAGCAGGAGGACGAAGGAGAAGAUCUGCGGGAUGGAGGGAUCCCGUUCAUUAUUAACAGGGGUGGUCUGCCCGUAAACGAGGAGACCUGGGAGCAGAUGUGGCGGCACGUCGCCCGCAUCCACCCGGAUGGAGAAGCGGUGGCCAAACGGAUACGGGGAACCAGCGACCUCCCCAAGAUUCCAGUACCAAGUGUGCCUACAUUCCAGCCCAACAGCAGUAUUCCCCAGCGCCUGGAAGCCAUACAGAAAUACAUCAGGGACUUGCAAUACAAUCACACUGGAACACAGUUUUUUGAGAUCAAGAAGAGCAGGCCGCUCACAGCAUUGAUGGACAUUGCUAAGGAAAUGACAAGAGAAUCUCUACCAAUCAAAUGUUUGGAAGCCGUUAUCCUCGGAAUUUACCUCACCAACAGCAUGCCGACCGUCGAGCGGUUUCCACUCAGCUUUAAAACGCAGUUCUCAGGGAGUCACUUCCGUCACAUUGUGCUAGGCGUCCACAGCGGCGGCCGCUUCGGUGCUCUGGGCAUCAGCCGCCGCGAGGACCUCAUGUACAAACCGCUGGAGUACAAAACGCUCACCGACCUCCUGCAGGAGUUCCAGGUGGCCUAUCGGAGAUACUGGCACACGCUGUGCAAGGUCAAGAUCGGUCAUUACGUGUCGCACGACCCUCACAGCGUGGAGCAGAUCGAGUGGAAGCAUUCGGUGCUGGACGUGGACAAACUAUCCAAAGAAGAGCUGAGGAAAGAGUUAGAGAGACACACUCGGGACAUGAGGUUGAAGAUUGGUAAAGCUGCUCCUUCAUCACCAUCUAAAGACAGGAAAAAGGAUAUGGGAUCUCCUCUGAGGAACCCAGGCAGCCCGAUGCGCAAGAACAGCCAAAGCGACAGACGGUCGUCAGCGGAGAAGCGGUCCGGGUCGGCGGGAUCUGCGGCUGAUGUGAACGGAUACCAGAUCAGGGUGUGAGAGAUUCACGAGACAAAGACUGAAACACAGCUGUGUGUUCACUUGGAAACGUACAGUAUUGUGCUACACAGGGAAUGUGCUCACUUAUAAGGGUAGACAUGAACACCUCCUCAAAUCACUCAUUUAGUAGAAUAUCCACUUCAUAAACAACGCAUCAUAUUUAUAUUCAUUUCAAUUAUGCCUCAGCUGUUCAUUGUGCUGUGGGCAAUUUUUCAUAUUUAAUCUGUAAAUACGGUGCAAGUUAACCUUUAACUGUACUAGUCACUGAUGUAGAGGAUAGUCUGUAGUCCAUUUAUCGUGCCUUUGAUCAGUUUUUGCGCUGAAGGAAUGAUUUUGUCGCUCAGUAUUUUUGCCUUGUUUUCCAGUACAAUCUAAAUAUGUCCAAAUCAAGAUACUUUUGUCUUAGAAGCAAAACAACUUAAUUGAGUCUUAUUUUCUGAAAAAUAUAUCAAAAUGAAGCAAUUUUUGCUCAAAACAAGAAAAGAGUCAAUGAUGUUUAUUUUCCAUGUCUUAGUAAAAACUUAAUUCUGAUACGUUUUUCAAAAAUCAAGCCUCUGUAUCCUCAUUUUGCUUUUUAAGGACAUGUAGAUUAUAUUAAUGGAAAACAAAAAAAGUAAGAAAGAAAGAUAAGUAUUUUUUUUUUU